ACAGAUCUCAACAAAGAUCAACCUGAACAUGAAGGAUGACUUCAGCUCAACUGUACUCGAUGCGAAAAGGCCCAAGGGUGAGAUUGAAGUUCUGAUUGGCUUUGACCAUGCUGCGCAACACCCAGUCAGAGAAAAGUCAAUGGAAAAUCUGGUGCUGCUGCGCAACAGGUUUGGUGUGUGUGUGAGUGGGUCACACCCCAGCUUGGUCGAGAAAACUGAGGUCAUGUCGAUGCACAUGCAAGUGUGUGCAAUCUCACCAACCAGUCUGGAAGAUUUCUUCACCACAGAGUCACUGGGAACGCAGUGCACUCCCAAGUGUGGAUCGUGCAAGUGUGGCAAAUGUCCCCCAGGGGGCAAAGACUACACUCUUCGUGAGGAGAGAGAGUUGAAACUCAUUGAAGCAGGACUUCAACAUCAUGAUGAUCACUGGGAAGCCUCCUACCCAUGGGUCAAGGAUCCGAAGGAACUGAAAGAUAACAGACAAGCUGCACUGGCAGUACUGAACUCGACGGAGAGACGACUAAAGAAACACCCAGAACACGCAUCUGUGUACCAAACCCAGAUUCAAGACAUGGUGGACAGAGGAGUGGCCAGGAAGAUCACAGAAGAAGAAGCUGCUGGGUAUGAUGGCCCAAUCCGCUACAUCAGUCACCAUGAAGUUCUGAAACCCGACUCCAAGUCCACCCCGUGCCGAAUAGUUUUUAACUCGUCUGCUCGCUUCCAGGGGCAGAUCCUGAACGACUUCUGGGCCAAAGGACCAGAUCUGCUGAAUAGUCUUCUGGGUAUUCUGCUACGAUUUCGUGGGGACUCAGUGGGUGUGGUUGGAGAUGUGAAGAAGAUGUAUCAUUCCGUGAAGAUACCGCUUCUAGAUCAACACACGCACAGGUUCUUGUGGCGUGAUCUCGAAGAAAGAGAACCAGAUACCUACGUCAUGACAUCUGUGUCGUUCGGCGACAGACCUGCUGGAGCUAUCGCCACUCUCGCCAUGCGUAAGACAGCUGAGCAGGGACAAGCCCAGUUCCCAGGCGCAGCUAGAGUGGUGAUAGAAAACACUUACAUGGAUGAUGUCAUCUUCAGUACAGCAAGUCGAGAUGAGGCCACAGUUAUCACCCAAGACGUGGAGAAGAUGCUGAAGACCGGAGGGUUUCACAUGAAACGCUGGGUCAUGUCAGGAGAGAAACCGGACCAAGAACGCGACCUGACUGACAAGGUCCUGGGAGUCAGCUGGAAGCCAGAACAAGACAUGUUCUGCUUUCAGACCCAGUUGAACUUCAAUCAAAAGAAGAAAGGUGUGAAAGUUGCAGAGCCGCUAGCCCCAGGCGAGACAUCAGAUGCAGUUCCUGAUCCACUGACGAAAAGGAUGGUACUGUCUCAAGUGAAUGGAAUCUACGACCCGUUGGGUCUGGCUGCUCCGUUCACCGUCAAAACCAAGAUCAUGAUGAAGAGGAUGUGGAUGGAUGAGAUGAAGGAACUCAACUGGGAUGAUCCGAUUCCUGCUGCUCGAAGAGAAGAGUGGGUGGAACUCCUCAGUGAAUUCCACGGAAUGCGAGAAGUGGAGUUCCACCGGAGCAUCAAACCCCCGUUAGCAGUGGGCAAACCGACGCUGAUAGUGUUCUGCGACGGGUCAAACGAGGCAUAUGGAGCGUGCGCGUACGCAAGAUGGGAGCUGAGCGACGGCAACUUUGAAGCCCGUCUCAUCGUCGCCAAGACCAGAGUGUCUCCUGUGAAGAAACUGACUAUCGUGAGAAUCGAACUGAGUGGAGCUGUACUUGCUGCAAGACUAGCAACUUUCUUGAAAAGAGAACUGCAACUUGAAUUUGGUGCGACGUUCUUCCUGACGGACUCAGAAAUCGUCAGAGCAAUGAUACAGAAAGAGUCUUAUGGAUUCGCCACCUUCGCUGCUGUUCGAGUCGGUGAAAUUCAACAUACAACAGACCCGACUCAGUGGUACUGGGUCGAAGGAAAUCUGAAUGGCGCAGACUGUCUCACAAGAGGGAAACAUCCAACCGAGCUUGGAGGAGACAGUGAGUGGCAGGCUGGACCGGAGUUUCUUAAGCUUCCGAUCUCAGACUGGCCUCUGAAGAUGGACAGAAUCAGCUCCUGUGAGCUACCAGAGAGACUCGCUGUCGUCAUGAAGUGUGAAGAGGCUGGAAGAAACACAGAGAGUCUCAUGGACAUCAGCAAGGUCUCAAGAUACCGUCGUCUGAUGAGAGUCACUGCAAGAGUCAUCAGCGUCUUCUGCAAGUUGAAGCCAACGUUCAGGAACGUGAGUCAGCAGCCGUCUGUCGAAGGCCUAGAAGCAGCAGAAAGGUACUGGGUCAAAGAAGCACAGAAGAUGCUACAUGAAGACCUCAGUGGGGGCAAGUUCAGAAGACUACGCCCGACAUACAACAAGGACGGCAUCAUAAUGGUCGGCGCUCGAGCUGAAGAAUGGCUGGAGAUCAGCUACAACCGCCAGCAGCUACCGCUACUGCCGUUCCAACAUCGUCUGUCGCGGUUGUACGUGGAGUACACACAUCAGCAGGGUCACCUGGGCACUUCUGCAACAACUGCCAAAGUCAGAGAAAGGUUCUGGAUCAUCAGCCUGCAGAGGAUCUCCAAGGCAGUGCGGUAUGGAUGUGUCAUCUGCCGCAAACUCGACAAGAAGUUCGAAGCACAGAGGAUGGGCCAGCUACCAGUGGAGAGGCUGAAGCCAGCGCCAGCAUGGAGCAGCACUGCGCUGGACUAUUUCGGUCCCAUGCUGAUCCGAGGAGAGGUGAACAAGAGGUCCAGGGGCAAAGCCUACGGAGUUCUCUUCACCUGCAUGCUGAGCAGGGCCGUUCACCUGGAUCUGGCAUCCGACUACUCAACGGAUGGAUUUCUGAUGGUAUUCCGCAGGUUCGUGUCUGUCCGCGGAUGUCCAUCAAAGCUGUUAUCGGAUUCUGGCUCACAGCUGAUGGCUGCAAACAAGGAGCUCCAAGCUGCCGUGAGGCACCUGGACCGAGAUACGUUGCGAGAGUUCGGAGCAGAGAACGGCAUAUCAUGGGAGUUCACCACACCUGACGCGCCUUGGCAGAACGGUUGUUCUGAGGCACUCAUCCGAUCUGUGAAACGGACCCUGUCAUCUGUGAUCGGAGAUCAGGUGCUGAGUUUCUCUGAGCUGCAAACUGUCAUGUUCGAGGUGUCAAACUUGCUCAACGAACGACCAAUCGGGAGACAUCCGACUGAUGUGCAGGACGGCGUCUACCUCUGUCCCAACGACCUGAUUCUGGGACGAGCCAGUCGCCGAGCACCAUCUGGUCCGUGGGACCAGUCGACGAGCAUCAGUCGGCGGCAUGAGUUUCUUCAGCGUUUGGUUGACGCUUUCUGGCGGAAAUGGACGCGCGACUUCUUCCCGACACUUCUGCCGCAGCAGAAAUGGCACGUGACGAAAAGGAACGUUCAGGUGGGCGAUUUGGUGUAUCUACAGGACUCCAACGCAGUGCGAGGAAAUUGGAGAGUUGGUGUCGUGACCCGAGUGCGUGAGGGACGUGACGGACGUGUCAGAGACGUGGACAUACGAUGCAGAAGUGCGACGGUAUGUGAAGGCGGGGCGGCUAGGCCUGCCAGCCGCUGUGUAGAGAUAACUCGUUCGGUUCAUAGGCUGGUGGUGUUGGUUCCAGUCGAGGAGCGCGACGGGACGGUGCAGCUGGACUCGACAGGCGGCGUCGGGUCUGCAGGCGUAGUGACGUGAAGGAUCGCGAUGCAGACUCGGCGAGAGUAUGAGUGACGGGUACCUAUUGUCUUGUGCGUUGUGGGACAGCAAUGUUAUUAGUUGAUACGCAGAUACUUGUUUCAGUUCAAGUGAAUUCAUUCGUGCUGUGCAGCGCUCAUGAAUUGUUGAGGCGGGAGUGUUUCGCCCAAUUGCGAAAGAUGUAUCGGCUAUCGCUGCAAACUAAAGUUUUGGCUGUUGUUUAACGGACUCAGCUGAUGUCGAUGGAUUUUCCGGUUGGGUUUCGUUUCGUUGAACCUUGACCUUGUUUUGUUUGUGCCAACGCGGCACAAGUUGGUCGCAGUUUCACGCUUCCGUGCAGGGUUACAGUGUUUCGAACAUCAUCUUACAUCACUUCAUGCUAAAAUACAGUGAUGUUUGGUUUGAAACGCCCUAGUUUAAGCUUUGAAUUUUAAUAUGACGGAAGUUGGUGAAACA
Molecule: messenger RNA, 4168 nt
Organism: Amphibalanus amphitrite
Lineage: Eukaryota; Metazoa; Arthropoda; Thecostraca; Balanomorpha; Balanidae
Exons: 2
Coding region: 29-3712 (1227 amino acids)
Biological process (GO): DNA integration
Molecular function (GO): nucleic acid binding
Source: RefSeq, a predicted model, not a curated record